AUGGCGUCGCCCGUGCCUCAAAGUCAGGCGUCUAUGCUUGCGACGAUAACAACGGAUCUGGAUAAGAUUGCGCCGCGAUUUGAGAUCCAGCCAGAGCAGAUCGAGAUUAUUCAGACGCCUGCUGAGUUCUAUCAAACAUUGAAGGAAAAAAUCUCUAAAGCUGAACACCGCAUCUAUCUAUCAACCCUCUACAUCGGCAAAACCGAACACGAACUAAUAUCCACAAUCCGGGACGCUCUCCAACGCAACCCUGGCCUCAAGGUCUCUUUCCUGACCGACGCUCUCCGCGGAACCAGAGAAACGCCAAACCCUUCAACCGCAUCUCUCAUGACACCUCUUAUCUCAGAAUUCGGACCAGACCGUGUAGAAGUGCGCAUGUACCACACGCCUAAUCUAACCGGUCUUCGAAAGAAGUACAUCCCUAAACGCAUCAACGAAGGCUGGGGUCUGCAGCAUAUGAAGUUAUAUGGUGUAGAUGACGAGAUAAUCAUGUCUGGGGCCAAUCUGAGUGAAGAUUACUUUACGAAUCGACAGGACCGGUAUCAUCUAUUUCGAUCAAAGGAGUUGACGGACUACUUCAAAAGAAUACAUGAUGGCGUGGCAAAGUUGAGUUUCGACAUCCAGCCUAGUACUCAAGAAGGAAGUGGAGGCUACACCAUGUCCUGGCCAACAAACAAUGCCGCACCCUCACCCUUGGACUCACCCUCAAACUACAAAUCUGCCGCAGAGAAACAUCUCGCCCACCUCCUCGUCCCAUUAAACUCCCCUGCUGCCCUCCCCUCGUCAACCACAUCCUCAUCAAAAACGACAAUUUACCCCAUCCUCUCCCUCGUUCCUCUCCUUCCAUCCUCGACCGAACUCCCCGCCUUGACGAAAAUCUUAACACGCCUCACAACGCCUCCCCUCCAGAAUUCUUCCUGGACCUUCACCGCCGGCUACUUCAACAUGACGCCCUCGUUUCGACGGCUCCUCCUUUCCACCCGCCCCUCCUCUGGCACCGUGCUAACCGCGCACCCUCACGCCAAUGGUUUCUACGGGUCAAAAGGCGUAAGCGGUAUGUUACCAGAUGCGUACACGCACCUCGCCAAGUCGUUCCUCCGAAAAGUAAAACAUGAAGGUCUAGCCGAGAGUAUUGUCUUGAAAGAGUGGAAGAAAGGUAUGGUGGGACAGGAGGGCGGGUGGACUUAUCAUGCCAAGGGGUUGUGGGUUACUUUCCCUUCUUCUUCCUCUUCUCCUUCUUCCGAGGCGGACAAGGAAGAUCCUAGCUUGACGGUUAUUGGGAGUAGCAACUAUACGAAACGCUCUUAUGAACUGGACCUAGAAGCUAAUGUUGUUAUUGCGACGUCGGAUCCUGGGUUGAGGAGGAGGUUGGGUGAGGAGGUUAAGUGGUUGGGAGAACAUGCCAAGAAGGUAGAUGAAAAGGAGUUUGAGAAGCCGGAGAGGAAGGUGGGGAUGAAUGUCAGGAUGGCUAUGUGGGCUGUUAGGGUGUUGGGUGGUGCGUUGUAA
Molecule: messenger RNA, 1506 nt
Organism: Alternaria atra
Lineage: Eukaryota; Fungi; Ascomycota; Dothideomycetes; Pleosporales; Pleosporaceae
Exons: 2
Coding region: 1-1506 (501 amino acids)
Biological process (GO): cardiolipin biosynthetic process
Cellular component (GO): mitochondrion
Molecular function (GO): CDP-diacylglycerol-glycerol-3-phosphate 3-phosphatidyltransferase activity
Source: RefSeq, a predicted model, not a curated record